AUCUUCCUUGCACCUCCAGUUCCGCUUCUGACACCGCCCACGUGCCUGCACCAUGACUGCGGCCCGGGGGUUGGAUUCCUGUGGAGGAGGGCUGUGUGGCAGGGGGUGCAGCUCGGGCUGAGGGAUGGCCUCUCUGGAUCUGCCCUACCGCUGUCCGCGUUGCGGGGAACACAAGCGUUUCCGGAGCCUGUCGUCUCUGCGGGCCCACCUGGAGUACAACCACACCUACGAGACCCUCUAUGUCCUCUCCAAGACCAACAGCAUCUGCGAUGCCACCGUUUUCCCCCUUGCGUCUGACGCCACCCUGGUGACCCCAGCCACCCGCCGAGACAUCUUCGAAAGCACUUCCUUCCAGGGCAAGGAGCAGCGCUUCACCUGCGACCUUAUCCCCGCUGACGAGCUGGAACCAUCUUCCUCGCCGGUAUCGUCCCGCUACAUCCACGAGAUCGAGAUCCCCCUGACGGAGAUCUUCACCCGGAAGACCAUGACUUCCACCACCACCCCGCCUGCCGCUGCAGCCGCUGCUGUAGCCGCCGUGGAUGCGGCUUAUGAGGAGGGCUUGACUCGCCUCAAGAUCCGAGCUUUCGAGAAGCUCGAGGUGGACAAGCGCCUGGAAAAGCUGACUGAGGAAGUGGAGCAGAAGAUCGCCUCGCAGGUCGGCCGGCUUCAGGUGGAACUGGACCGGAAGAGCUCGGAGCUGGAGAAAGCCAAGCAAGAGAGCAUCAGACUAAGCCGAGAAAAGCAGGAACUGGAAGAGCGGGCCGUGGAGCUCUCCCGGCAGGUGGACGUCAGCGUGGAAAUGUUGGCAUCCCUCAAGCAAGAUCUCGUGCAGAAGGAGCAAGAGCUGACUCGGAAGCAACAGGAGGUGAUCCAGAUUGACCAGUUCCUGAAGGAGACGGCGGCCCGCGAAGCCAAUGCCAAAGUGCGCCUCCAGCAGUUCAUCGAAGAGCUCCUUGACCGGGCUGACCGGGCCGAGAAACAGCUGCAGAUUAUCAGCAGUAGCUGCGGGACCACCCCCAAUUGCAGCUUGGGACGGUGCAGCGUGCCCGGAUCCAAGAGCGGCGGCCGACCGCGGGACAGGCAUUCCGUCCCAGGGGCCACUGCUCACAGCUCCUACGCCGUUUCCAACCAGAGAUCAUCUUCCAGCACCGGGGCCUCCAGCCGUGCCAAAGCCGUUUCCCAAAGCUCAGGUUGCUACGACAGCGACAGCCCUGAACUCUACCAGGGGGACGAGAAUGCCGAGGGCAACCCUUAUCAAAACCGAGGCUCCGACAGCGGGUUCGACAAGCUGGGCAGCCGCAACGUGGGUCUGCGCAGACAGGCGAUCCAGAACUGGCACCACAGGCCGUACCGCAACAGCACAGAGGGGGAGGAAGGAGACAUCUCGGACGUGGGCUCCAGGACCACCGAGUCAGAGGCCGAGGUGUGGGAGACCGAGCCCAGGGUCCCGCCUGAGAUGCAGCCGGUGAAUUUGGCCCGGCCUGGCAAUAGCUCCAAGUUACCAGCCCGGUCUGACGGGGGAGGCGGGAAGGCCAUCCGGCCAGAGAGAGGCAGCCCAGCUCGAUCCAACGAGGUCAUCCGCCCCGAGAUCCUCAAAAUGCGAGCCGCCCUCUUCUGCAUCUUCACAUACCUCGACACGAAGACUCUGCUCAGGGCCGCGGAGGUUUGCAAGGACUGGAAAUUUGUGGCCCGGCACCCUGCCGUCUGGACCCGAGUGCUGCUGGAGAACGCUAGGGUGUCCUCGAAGUUCCUGGUAAUGCUGUCGCAAUGGUGCACCCAGACGCACUCUCUCACCCUCCAGAACCUCAAGCCCCGCCAGAGGGGGAAGAAGGAGACGCGGGAGGACUAUAUGAAAAGCACACGGGGCUGCCUAGAAGCCGGCCUGGAAUCCUUGUUAAAGGCCACCGGGAGCAACCUCUUGAUCCUCCGGAUUUCUCACUGCCCCAACAUCUUGACGGAUCGCUCUCUCUGGCUCGCUAGCUGCUACUGCCGGGCACUUCAAGCCGUCACCUACCGGAGUUCUACAGAUCCCGUGGGCCACGAGGUCAUCUGGGCGUUGGGGGCAGGCUGCCGGGACAUCAUCUCCUUACAGGUGGCCCCACUUCACCCUUGCCAGCAACCAACGCGAUUUAGCAACCGCUGCCUACAGAUGAUCGGACGGUGUUGGCCGCAUUUGAGGGCUCUGGGUGUCGGCGGCGCGGGCUGUGGCGUGCAGGGGUUGGCUUCCUUGGCCCGAAACUGCAUGCGGCUCCAGGUGCUGGAGCUGGACCAUGUGGCGGAGGUGAACCAAGAGGUGGCUGCCGAGGUCUGCCGGGAAGGUUUGAAAGGGCUGGAGAUGCUGGUCUUGACGUCCACCCCGGUCACCCCCAAAGCCUUGCUGCAUUUCAACAGUGUUUGCCGGAACCUGAAGUCUAUCGUGGUGCAAGUCGGGAUUGCCGAUUACUUUAAGGAGCCAAACAGUUCUGAAGCCAGAAAGAUGUUUGAGGAAAUGGUUAACAAACUCCAGGCCCUGAAGAAGAGGCCCGGCUUUUCAAAGAUCCUACACAUUAAGGUGGAAGCAGGUUGUUAACACUUAUAAGAGAACAACAAAGAAGUGGGACAUCGACUUACCUCUUUUGUUGGUCUGUUGCUAAAGACAUUCUGGAGCUAACACCAGCUUCCUGCAAACCUCUGUUCUGGACCAGCGUCUCAGAACCCAGCCAGGAAAGCGCACAAAUUUUGGAGUGGGCCUUUGAGUCCAGAAGCAACACUCUCCUUUUCCAUACAGGAGGGCAGGACCUACGGUAGAGAGAGACAAUGGUGCUAUUGCGACAACAUGCAGUAUUUCUUAAGACUGCCAGAGAGGGCACCAGUUGCCCUCUCCCUUUCUCCCUCUGCCUAUCUCUUCUUAUGGAGGCAACAGCAGAACUCGAACCCGUGUGCUCGGGGCGGCCGGAUCUCUGGCGGCAAAGCCAGCUUUUCAUCAGAAUUCUGUUUUUCUCCAGAAGCGGGGAAGUUCAAUAACUUUAUCAUCCAAGGACGAUAAAUAACCUAGACUCUACUCCCUUCGGCUUCUCCUCUCUUAUUCAUUAAAAUGAUUGAUGGCUCUUUCCUUUU
Molecule: messenger RNA, 3096 nt
Organism: Heteronotia binoei (common prickly gecko)
Lineage: Eukaryota; Metazoa; Chordata; Lepidosauria; Squamata; Gekkonidae
Gene: FBXO41
Product: F-box protein 41
Exons: 12
Coding region: 125-2569 (814 amino acids)
Molecular function (GO): protein binding
Source: RefSeq, a predicted model, not a curated record